Molecule: messenger RNA, 630 nt
Organism: Entamoeba invadens IP1
Lineage: Eukaryota; Evosea; Mastigamoebida; Endamoebidae
Exons: 1
Coding region: 1-630 (209 amino acids)
Source: RefSeq, a predicted model, not a curated record
AUGAACACACUCAUGUUAUUCACUCUCUUACUUUCUGUUGCGCUUUCAGAAGACCUGAUGCUCUAUGAUGACGGCGAGUUCUAUGAGGGCUUCUACGUUGUCAACCCGGACAACCUUGACAUCACUUGUGAGUAUACAAAACGCUCUAACUGGGUUGCAGCUACAAUGAAUACUGAAGAUAUGGUUGUCUUUACUAAAAACGGGACUGUGAGCACUACAGUUCCUGAUAAAGACAAGGACUUUAAAUCAAUUCGAUUUAUGGUCAGAUAUGAAAAUGAUGACGUCAAGGAACUCCCACUGAAUGUGAAAUUGUUCAAUGAGAAUUUCGACACCCUUUACAACGGCAAUCUUCUCAACUCAACAGCUGGCUACACCGUUAAGAUCAAAAAGAACAACAACCAAAAGAUGACCAUUAAGCUUGAUAAUUUCAACUUGGACGGAAAACUCUCGACCAUUGUCUUCACCCGAACUGGAUCAAACAAGACCCCCGUCAAAUUCUUCUUUGACCAAGUCAGACUCGACACCAGAGAUUCACAGAACGAGCUCUAUGACCAGUCAACAGAGAACGCAGCUCCAUCUUUGAUGUUUGGAACUCUUGUUCUUGCCACUUUCUUUUUCAUCUUGGUCUAA